Molecule: messenger RNA, 2400 nt
Organism: Aspergillus calidoustus
Lineage: Eukaryota; Fungi; Ascomycota; Eurotiomycetes; Eurotiales; Aspergillaceae
Source: the annotation of a GenBank genome assembly
AUGUCGCAGCAUACCCAGAACAUCCUGCAGCAUUCGACUGCCUCGCUCCACUAUUUUGUGCUGUGGAUGGGAAACGGCCACAGGUCAACGAGCUUCAUCCGCCUGUGGGAGUUCCCUGAGUCCACACCAGCCGACGAAUGGUACCAAGUGCAAGCCAAUAUCCUCGAAGCCGUGUUCUGCCGUGCCUUCAGGAGCCAUCAUGGCAUGCUUGACCAUCCUGAUACUGGUCAGGCUACUGCCACAAGAUACUUUGGCCUCAACGUCAUGUCACCGCUCGUCCAGGGCUACGGAUUGGAUACCUACUUGAGGACGAAGGCCAACGCCGGUCCGGCUAGAUCGCCUGACUGUCAAAUCCGCCACUGGGCGGUCUUCAACCCAAAGCAGAAAAAGGGGGUGUCAGAUAGAUCUAGACGUCCCAUCUUCCAGCGUGACUUUUGUGGAGCCGUGCGGAGAGCGCUAGGGGAGAAAGCUGAGCCGGUACUCGACUACCUCCAGCUCGAUCUAGAGAUACUGGAUGAUACGAGGCUAGCCAAUACGCCCCCAUAUGUCGGAAACGUGAAAGCCCCCCUGGGAUUCGUCCUAGAUUACGAGAAAGUAUCGGCGGCACAGGACACUCCCUUGGAGCCGACUGACAGCCAAAUCAAGCAGCUUGUCCUUCCCUGGUCCCUCCGCAAAUGUCUAUUCACGGAUAAUAAUGUGAUAGCUUGGACAUACAACUUCAGGGCACAUACACAGCUGAAUCCCGGUGACCUUGCUAUGCUUGCUCGUAAUAAAAGGUCCAGUCAUGGUAACUCUCACAGAGCUAUGCUGGACCAGAUUCAUGCAAGAAUCAUUUUCUUGUGUGGGCCCCGUGCCGAAAAAGCAAUCCGUGAAGCCCUUAGAUGCCCAAUCAGAUAUACGUUGGAGCUGAGUGGAUUCGAGUAUCCAGUAUAUCUAGACGAUGCAGCGGAAUUUGACAAACGUCUGUAUAUAAGGAUCCCCGAGCUUCCCGCUGAGAUUUGGUCCAAUGAGCCCAAGCACUCGGUCAAGCUAGCGGAGGCCCUUCGAUUUGGCAUUAAUAUUCUGGGUCUGAAAAAUCUUCGGCCCUACUUCUUUGAGUCAAGCAGUGUGAUGUGGUUUAUACUCGGCCAAGCAAGAAGAGAGAGGCUGGGAGAGUUACCCAUGACAGUUGAAACAGUUGAUGAAGGAAUCAAACUCUGGCUGGCGCGAAAAGGACUUGGCGAAAAGGAGGACCUGGAAAAGAUCGAAUAUCUCGGCGGGUCUUUGAGUCGAGGACUGCUUAUGGUCCUUCAUGCGCUCUCAAGACGUGAGAAGGACGGAACAAAGGUCCCCCAAGCACGACUUCCAAGCAGUGGCUCGGAAUCCAAAGUCCGCUGCCAUGAGAAUUUCGAUGUCAGGAGGUACAGUGCUUUGACCGAGUUUGUUAACGACAAGGUUAAGGAGAGAGAGAGGAAGUAUACCGAUCUUAUUGCAAACCUGCCGCAAGGACACCCAGGUAUACCCUCUACCUUGAAUCCCAUACCUACUGUCGAGCGGGAAGCAUCACCAGGCUUACCGAAGUAUGAGGUGGUAGAUGAGGAUAACACCUCUGACGGGCAUGACUUGUUCGACAAUGAAGCGGCUGUUGCUCUCACUUCAUUUUCUCUCCUUGGCGAAAGGGAAGCAACCGCUGUCGGAGAAAUAGGAUCACUAUUACUCGAUCGUCAGACUUCAGCUCAUCACUCUGUCUGGAAAGGGUUGGAGAGACUGGGUCUGAAGAAACGCCUUGUCAACGAAAGCGCCCUCGAGCCUGAAAUCGCAGACUUGACAUCUCUAGUUGACUCUAUAGGUGAUCGGGAACUUAUGGAUCUUGAUAAAGCUCCUCCAUCGGAUCCAAUGGCGACCGAUUAUAUGAGGCGGCGAAGACAGACUGCUGGCCGGGGGAGCGAGGCCCGGAGGCGAAUCAACCCUAACAGUGGAGUGCGAAAUUGGCUAGACGAAGCAAGCUUGUUUAGAGACAAGGUGUACGAGUACACGUUUAACGACAAUACAAGGGGGAACAAUCGACAAAUUCGAAUAGGCCAUUGUCCUAUCUACCUCGACCGACAUGUUGACAUAGGUGAUGGGAGGUUUUGGAUCCGAAUUGAGAUUUAUGACGACGAAAAACGACACCCGAGCGUCUAUGCAACCUCUUCGACGGAGCAAGAUCCUGGAAAAAGGUUGGCCUUUUUGGUCAAAUACUACGAUUCCACGGGCCUUGAACAGAGCUUCUAUCCUCAGCAGAACGGCACAUGCGCACUUUAUAGGGCGAACUCCUUGGUAGAUAUCCUGCUGUAUCGAAAGUCAGCCCUGGAGAUACUUGAAACGCCUAGGAGGUUUCUCAGUAAACGUGGAGGUGGGGUUUAUACUAGUCAUCGAUAA